CAAGAUGGCGCCACGCGGAGAGAGAAGGCGUCCACGGCGCGCGCCGGGAGGACUGUGAGGGCGGCGGAGGCGCGGAGACGACUUCGCCGCCGGGAGUGAGCGGCCGGGCGCCGGCUCUCCAGUGGGCCGUACUGGCGCUCCCGGGUCGAAGCUGGAAAAGCUUGCCGGCUGGGUGGGAGCUGCCGCCCUCUGCCUGGCGGGGCGGAGGGGCCCCGCGUCCAAGGCGUCCCCGGUGACCGCGGCUUCCUCGGAGCCCCGGGUCUGGAGUCAUGACCCGAGAGGGCCCUCCCCGGGCCGCGGAGGCCGCGGCGCCGCUGAGCGGCUCGGUGCUGGCCGAGGCGGCCGUGGUGUUCGCGGUGGUGCUGAGCGUCCACGCGGCCGUGUGGGACCGGUACUCGUGGUGCGCCGUGGCGCUCGCGGUGCAGGCCUUCUACGUGCAGUAUAAGUGGGACCGGCUGCUGCAGCAGGGCAACGCGGUGUUCCAGUUCCGCGUGGCGGCCAACAGCGGCCUGCUGCCCGCCUCGGUGGUCAUGCCGCUGCUCGGGCUGGUGGUCAAGCAGCGCUGCCAGGCGGCCGAGAACCCGUACUUCGAGCGCUUCGGCAUCGUGGUGGCAGCCACCGGCAUGGCGGUGGCCCUCUUCUCCUCCGUGCUGGCGCUGGGCAUCACGCGCCCGGUGCCCACCAACACGUGCGCCAUCUCGGGCCUGGCCGGCGGCGUCAUCGUGUACGUCAUGAAGCACUCGCUGAGCGUGGGCGAGGUGAUCGAGGUCCUGGAAGUCCUGCUCAUCUUCGUGUACCUGAACAUGAUCCUGCUGUACCUGCUGCCCCGCUGCUUCACCCCCGGCGAGGCGCUGCUGGUGCUGGGGGGCAUCAGCUUCGUCCUCAACCAGCUCAUCAAGCGCUCGCUGACCGUGGUGGAGACGCAGGGAGACCCGGUGGACUUCUUCCUGCUCGUGGUGGUGGUGGGCAUGGUGCUCCUGGGAGUCUUCUUCAGCACCCUCUUCGUCUUCAUGGACUCGGGCACCUGGGCCUCCUCCAUCUUCUUCCACCUCAUGACCUGCGUGCUGGGCCUCGGCGUGGUCCUGCCCUGGCUGCACUGGCUCACCCGCAGGAACCCCCUGCUCUGGCUCCUGCAGUUCCUCUUCCAAACCGACACCCGCAUCUACCUCCUAGCCUACUGGUCGCUGCUGGCUGCCUUGGCCUGCCUGGUGGUGCUGUACCAGAACGCCAAGCGGUCAUCUUCCGAGUGCAAGAAGCACCGGGCCCCCACCAUCGCGCGGAAGUAUUUCCACUUCCUCGUGGUGGCCACCUACAUCCCCGGCAUCAUCUUCGACCGGCCGCUGCUGUACGUGGCCGCCACCGUGUGCCUGGCGGUCUUCAUCUUCCUGGAGUACGUGCGCUACUUCCGCAUCAAGCCCCUGGGCCACCCCCUGCGGAGCCUGCUGACCCUCUUCCUGGACGAGCGGGACAGCGGCCCGCUCAUCCUCACACACAUCUACCUGCUCCUGGGCAUGUCCCUUCCCAUUUGGCUGGUCCCCAGGCCCUGCACCCAGAAGGGUAGCCUGGGAGGAGCCAGGGCCCUGGUCCCCUAUGCCGGCGUCCUGGCUGUGGGGGUGGGCGACACCGUGGCCUCCAUCUUCGGCAGCACCAUAGGCGAGAUCCGCUGGCCUGGAACCAAGAAGACUUUCGAGGGUACCAUGACGUCCAUCUUCGCACAGAUCAUCUCUGUGGCGCUCAUCUUGAUCUUUGACAGCGGGGUGGACCUGAACUACGGCUACGCCUGGAUCCUGGGCUCCAUCAGCACCGUGUCCCUGCUCGAAGCGUACACCACGCAGAUAGACAAUCUCCUGCUGCCUCUCUACCUCUUGAUACUGCUGAUGGCCUAGCAGGGGCCACGGGCACGGGGAGGCUGAGGGGUCCCCAGGCAGCCAGCCGCUCGGCGUGGAGAGCCGAAAGAGUAGACGGCAGAUUGGGUUUUCAGUUGAUUCAGAUUUAAAAUUAAAAAAACAAAAAAG
This is a messenger RNA of Lepus europaeus (European hare), 2015 nucleotides long. It is a transcript of the gene DOLK, whose product is annotated as dolichol kinase. Gene Ontology annotation, biological process: dolichyl monophosphate biosynthetic process. Gene Ontology annotation, molecular function: dolichol kinase activity. The record is from RefSeq and is a predicted model, not a curated record. The coding region runs from base 270 to 1886 and encodes 538 amino acids. Lineage: Eukaryota; Metazoa; Chordata; Mammalia; Lagomorpha; Leporidae. Gene Ontology annotation, cellular component: endoplasmic reticulum membrane. The transcript has a single exon.